Molecule: messenger RNA, 2314 nt
Organism: Lactuca virosa
Lineage: Eukaryota; Viridiplantae; Streptophyta; Magnoliopsida; Asterales; Asteraceae
Source: the annotation of a GenBank genome assembly
AUGUUAAAAAAAUUCAUCGAAGGCAAACUUAUAUUAACAAGUGGGUCCGCUCAUUUGCUUAACUGUAAGAUUCCCCCUUUCUCUCUCGUCUCUCUCUCUGUCAAGUGUCAACAUUUCGCAAUUUCAAUUCAAUUUCUUGCUCCGUCUACUACCACUAUCCUUUCAUCCCGCCGGCGUUCCAUGGGCAAUUGCUUUUCCGGCGGUGGCCAUAGUCAAUUUGCCGUUGGAGGCACUUCUUCUGCUCACGAUACUCGUGGUUCUAACGACGCCGUCGACGGGUUUCUCAAAUCUCGCGGCUACCAUGGCCUCUUCUCUCAGAUCGAGCUAUCCUUAUCUGCUUCAGACUUGCGUGACAGGGAUGUGCUUUCCAAGAGUGAUCCUAUGGCAAUUGUAUAUACCAAAGGAAAAGAUGGUUCUUUGCAGGAGCUUGGACGAACAGAAGUUGUUCUAAAUUCAUUAAAUCCCAAAUGGAUCACAAAAAUUAAAAUUACUUAUUAUUUUGAGAUGGUUCAAACACUUUUGUUCCGUGUCUAUGAUGUUGACACUCAGUUUCAUAGCCCAGACAUAAAGACACUUAAGUUAGAUGAUCAGCAAUAUUUGGGUGAGGCCACUUGUGCAUUGUCUCAGAUAGUGGCUAAUUCAAAGCGCGCGUGCACCUUAGAGCUUGUGAGCAUUGCAGAGUCUGCUGAGUCGACUCAUAAAAAACUUGGACAGCUCACCAUUCACGCAGAAGAAGAAGUUGUCUCCAAAACUACAGCAGAGUUGAUAUUAAAGUGCACAGAUUUAGAAAAUAAGGAUUUUUUCUCCAAAAGUGACCCUUUUCUAGUAAUUUCAAAAUACACAGAGAGUGGGACUACAGUUCCAAUUUGCAGAACAGAGGUUCUAAAAAACAACUUAAAACCUGUCUGGAAACCGAUUUUUUUGAACAUAUCACAAGUUGGCAGUAAGGACAGUCCACUGGUUAUUGAGUGCUUUAAUUUUAACGGUAAUGGAAAGCAUGAUUUGCUUGGGCGCGUUCAAAAGUCACUUGCGGAUUUAGAGAAGUUAUCUUCUAAUGGGAUUGGAGAGAAGUUGUUUUUACCCUUUACUGUUGGAAAAGAUUCUCAAACAAAGGUGCUAAAGAGUCAACUUUUUGUGGAGAAAUUCUGUGAAAGUGUUCAUCAUUCCUUCCUGGAUUACUUGUCUGGUGGAUGUGAAUUAAACUUCAUGGUGGCCAUUGAUUUCACAGCUUCAAAUGGAAACCCUCGCCUGCCCGAUUCGUUACAUUAUAUUGACCAUUCUGGACGUCCAAACGCAUAUCAGAAAGCAAUACAAGAGGUUGGAGAUGUACUGCAGUAUUAUGAUUAUGACAAGCUGUUUCCUUCAUGGGGAUUUGGAGCACGCCCAAUUGAUGGUCCUGUCAAUCAUUGUUUUAACCUAAAUGGAAGCAGUGCCAACCCAACUGUGUCAGGGAUCCCAGGAAUUAUGAUGGCAUAUGAAAGUGCCCUGUCUAAUGUUUCACUUGCAGGGCCAACCCUAUUUGGACCUGUAAUUAUUGCUGCAGCCAAUAUUGCAAGUCAAUCAAUGGCAGCUAAUGAACACAAGUAUUUUGUUUUAUUAAUAAUCACGGAUGGAGUGAUAACAGAUAUACAGGAAACAAAAGAUGCCCUUGUCAAGGCAUCCGAUCUGCCAUUGUCAAUCCUUAUUGUUGGUGUUGGUGGAGCCGACUUUAAGGAGAUGGAGAUAUUGGAUGCGGAUAAAGGCGAGAAACUUGAAAGCUCAACAGGUCAAUUUGCAUCACGUGAUAUUGUCCAGUUUGUUCCAUUUAGGGAUGUACAAGGUGGAGGGAUUUCGGUUGUUCAAUCGCUUUUGGCAGAACUACCUUCACAAUUCUUAACUUACAUGAGAAACAAUGGCAUUCAACCAACACCACCACCACCACCUACAACAACAACACUGUAAAAUCUCAACGCCUUCCUUCCUUUCAUCCUAUUCUUUGUACAAUCUUUUAUCUUCUUAUUUCCACCAUGGAUGUUCCAUGGUAUCAAUUGCCAAACCACACCAUGCAUCAUCCCUUUCUUAUUCCUUAUUUUUGGUGGGCCCAUCGCUUUUUUUUUUUUUUUUGUUAAAACCAUCAAAAGUAGCCGCCAACCAGACUAGACCAUAUCAUGGGCAUAGAAAGGUUGACAUGGAACCGAACAACAAAAUUGUUUAUGAGUUAGAAUCAUGUGCGUGGUUGCCAGAGAGAGAAAGAAACUGUGUUGAACACUUUUGCGUGAUUUUAUGGUUGUUUUCUUGUAUUAUAUUAGGUUUAAAGGGUUUUGUUUUUGUGGAU